AUGGCUGAAGCGACCCUCCACAACGUGCCAAUUGUUAUUGACAAUGGAAGCGGCACCAUCCGAGCUGGUUUUGCUGGAGAAGAAAUCCCGUCAUGUUAUUUUCCUUCGUUCGUGGGCCGCCCCAAGCACCCCCGGGUCAUGGCCGGUGGCUUAGAAGGCGACUCGUUCAUCGGCCAACGCGCACAGGAACUGCGUGGGCUAUUAAAAAUUCGGUAUCCUCUAGAGCACGGCAUCGUCACAAAUUGGGAGGAUAUGGAAUCGAUCUGGCACUACGUCUACGAGAAUGAAGUCAAGGCCCUCCCCGAAGAGCACCCCGUCCUCCUCACCGAACCGCCGUUGAACCCCCGUGCCAACCGUGAUAUGGCCGCGCAACUCAUGUUCGAGGCAUUCAACGUCCCUGCACUGUACAUGUCCAUCCAAGCUGUUUUGUCUUUGUACGCGUCUGGUCGCACCACUGGUGUGGUGUUGGACUCGGGAGACGGGGUGUCUCACGCUGUGCCCGUUUUUGAGGGUUUCGCUAUCCCAAACAGUAUUCGCAGAAUCGAUGUCGCCGGUCGUGACGUCACAGAGCAGAUGCAGCUACUGCUCCGAAAAGCAGGCCAUGUCCUGCAUACUAGCGCGGAGAAGGAAGUGGUGCGGAUGAUCAAGGAGAAGGUGUGCUAUGUUUCACUGGACCCGAAGCGGGAAGAGAAGGAGUGGAUGAACAGUUAUCACAAGUCUGACGCGAAAGCGAUGGACUACAUUCUCCCUGAUGGCCAUAAGAUUAAGAUCGGUCAAGAACGUUACCGUGCACCUGAAAUCCUGUUCGACCCCGAGCUGAUUGGUCUGGAGUACCCCGGUGUGCAUCAAAUCGUUCAGGAUGCCAUUACUCGCACCGAUCUUGAUCUCCGCAAAUCACUAUACCUGAACAUCGUGCUCUCUGGUGGAUCAACGCUGUGCAAGAACUUCCCGGAUCGUCUGAUGCGCGAAAUCAAGCGACUUGCUGUGGAGGACAUGAAGAUCCGAAUCUCUGCCCCUGCGGAGCGCAAAUAUACCACCUGGAUUGGUGGUAGCAUUCUGGCUGGUCUUAGCACAUUCAGAAAGAUGUGGGUGAGUGCGGACGAAUGGCACGAGGACCCCGAGGUCAUCUUCAAACGAUUCGCAUAG
This is a messenger RNA of Penicillium chermesinum, 1146 nucleotides long. RefSeq names its product actin-related protein ArpA. NCBI's taxonomy places the organism in Eukaryota, Fungi, Ascomycota, Eurotiomycetes, Eurotiales, Aspergillaceae. The transcript has 3 exons. Bases 1 to 1146 code for a protein of 381 amino acids. The record is from RefSeq and is a predicted model, not a curated record.